Molecule: messenger RNA, 3650 nt
Organism: Puccinia graminis f. sp. tritici CRL 75-36-700-3
Lineage: Eukaryota; Fungi; Basidiomycota; Pucciniomycetes; Pucciniales; Pucciniaceae
Exons: 11
Coding region: 139-3450 (1103 amino acids)
Biological process (GO): tRNA re-export from nucleus
Cellular component (GO): nuclear pore; cytoplasm; nuclear matrix
Molecular function (GO): small GTPase binding; tRNA binding
Source: RefSeq, a predicted model, not a curated record
UUCAAAACAGCCUAAAACAGCCUAAAACAGCCCCAAGGACAUCCAUCUCGAAAAUUCUCAAGUUGGACCACAAUCAUCAAAACAGUCAAGACACUCAUCGCACCCUUCCGAUCGAGGAGAAGCAGACCGUCAGCCAUCAUGGCCUCACUAGACGAACAGAUCCAUCAAGCCGUCCUCGCUGCCCUCAACCCAGGGCCACUACAAUCCGAAGGACUCCACUUCCUCCAGCAACUACGCUCAAAUCCAAAGGACUCAUGGCAGCCCGGUCUCAUCUGCUUCCUCGCCGGCUCUCAGAACGAACAACAACAGGAUCACACUCAGGCUUGGUCCUACAAGUAUCCUCCUCAGACUAGGCUGUUCGGCCUCCAACUGGUAGAUACCAUGCUCCAGCUUCCAACUAGCUCGGAAGAAGAGAUCGGCUUGGUCAAGUCCUGCUAUGAAACCACUCGACAACAACUGUGGGAUUACAUCCAUCGCGAAUUCGUCGAGGGACCUGGAGAACAAGGCCUGGGCUAUCUUCGAAACAAGGUCGUCCAGACCCUCUUCCUCCUAUUCUUCCAAUCCUAUCCCAACAACUGGCCCGACUUCUUCUCAUCUUUUGCCGAUCUGAUCCGUCAACAUCCCAAGGCAUCCACACCUCUCACCAACUCAAACCAACCCUUAAACCCUCGUACAACCGAUCUCUAUCUACGACUCCUUCAUGAAAUCUCUUCAGAACUAUCUGAUGCGCUACUCCGAAUCAAUAAACCUGCGUUCAGGUUGACGAGGGAUGCCGAACUACGUGAUGCCAUUCGAGAGCGUGAUGCGGAGAGGAUUGCACGUGAAACGUUUGGGAUCGUCGCCGAGUCACUCGAAGGACUUUCCAAAAAUGAUCUCAAUCCAAACCAAGGCUUAUACGGAAAGCAGGCCCAGGAAUGUCUUGAGAUGGGUAUCAGGGUCGUCGAAGAUUACGCUUCCUGGAUCGACAUCUCCCUCAUCGUCACACCAACUUGGAUCCCAUUCCUAUUCCAAUCCCUGCGACUCUCCAACAUCGGUAUCCGAUUAGCUGCCGCCGACGCGUUGAUCUGUAUCGUCACUAAAGGGAUGCCCGCAGCUAAUAGAAUCCAACUCUAUAACCUAUUGGGCCUGGUGGAUGUCUUGAAGACUCUCAAGACCGAAAAUAAUGCCCGACGGCAGGCAGGCGAAUGGAGUGAUGAGGAAGAUCAGUUCAACGAACGUCUCGCAAGAAUCUUGAAUGGGAUGGGUGUCGAACUAUGUAAAGUGUGCGACGAUAGCUCGGUGCCUCUGGAAUUCCAAGCUGCCUCACUCGGUCUGGCUACUCAACUCUUACCAUUACUCUUAUCAUUCGUGGAGGAGGACGUAUUUGCUUCGUGUGCAUCCGUACUCCCAUUCUCAUCAGCAAUCUUGUCACGCUACAAAAAAGACAAGAAGUUGUCACCCGACUCUCAUCUGAACCAGGAGAAGCGCACAUUCCUCUCUCAGCUCUUACGGCUUAUCGUCAUCAAGGUCCGCUAUCCACCCGACGAUCUCUUCCAGUGGGAACCCCCUGCCCUGCCUGGCGAAACCGAAGAUGAAGAUAUGGUAGUCUAUCAUGAUCGUCGUCGGCAGUUGAAAACCAUCAUAGAAGCUAUUGCGGUCAUCGAUGAGACCUUGUUUCAAGAGACUAUCGAUCCACUCAUCUCAAACGUAUUAGAUCACAUUAUCUCGGAAGGAGGAAACGCUUCUAACGUUUGUUGGCAGGAGAUCGAACUUGCUCUGGUGAUGCUUUACAACUAUGGCGAGGCUGUUAGAGGUUCUGGCCCCACGAGUUUCCGAUCCUACGUUAUGAUCCCACCGGAGGAGAUUAAAAAACACAACAAAAAUAAAGACUACAAGAUCAACUACUCUCAGUACCCACUGUCUAGCCUCGGAAACUUAUUACUAAAGGCUUCCAAGGCAUUGACCACCAAAUUCCCUCACCCUUCGAUUGCCGUUCAGUGGUUUGAGUGCGUUACCCGUUACCAUGAAUUCUUCGAAAUCUUCACGGGGGCGAUCCAGGAUGUCUUGCCCACCUUCUUAGAUGACCGGGGUUUACAUAAUUCGGACUUCAAUAUUCGCUACCGUUGCUGUUACCUGUUCUACCGAUUUGUCUUGCAAGGAAAACCUGCUAUCCAGACUCACUUUCAUCCUCAUGAUUGGCAAGCCAUAAUUGAUCAGUUACAGGAUUUGAUCGUCAUUGAAGCUGAGCUCCCUAAUCGAACGGUAUCGAACGGAUCAGGAGAUGAGCAUGAUAUCCUGAUGAAGGCAGUCCAAUCUUCGAGCGUGCUGGACAGUCAACUCUACCUCUUCGAAGCUGUUGGGAUCCUCGUCUCGUUCUUCUCAGCCAAUCCUGAACAACAGAUCGUCUGCUUGCAAUCGAUCCUUGAGCCCUUGAUCACUCAGAUGAGAACUGAACUCAAAAAUCGUCCACUGGAUCCCACCGAUCUGACUAAUGCCUUGAAGAUUCAUCAUUCUAUCAUGGCCGUCGGCGCGAUUGCCAAAGGCUUCCCUAAUUUGUCAUCCAAUACUUCCUCCUCAACCACUUUCCCAUGGUUACAAGUAUUCAAAACAGCAACUGAUGAUAUCAUGAGGGUCACCGAAAGGCUGAAUGAUAUUCGAGUUCUUCGUGAUGCGACUCGUUCAUCAUUUCACAAGAUCGUAGCUACCAUCGGGAUGGAGGCUCUACCUCACGUACCCGUGUUAAUCAAUUGCUUACUUGACAAACUAACUAAGCCCGAGUUGGUAGAGUUUUUAUCGUUUGUGGGACAAUUGGUUCAUAAAUACAAGGAAAAUUUCAUCUCGCUCUUAGAUAACUUGUUGUUACCGCUGUUUUCGAAAAUUAUCAAUUUCCUCGACCAGCCGAUCACCGGCACGGAUGAUGUGAUGUGUCAGUCUGAAUUGAGACGAGGGUAUUUCAAUCUAUGUAAUUCAAUCAUCGGUGCUCAAAUGCAUGGGAUCUUCGUCUCACCUAAUAACCAGCCGCAUCUGGAGACGAUCUUGAAGACAAUCAUCGACCAACUCCAAGCAAAGGAAGUCUUGAUACCUGACCUGAGGUUCGGCUUCGGUCUUCUCAAGAACUUCUCCUCCAUCUGGUUGAAGGCCCCCCAGGCUGGUCCCUCCCCCGUUCCCGGAUUCGAACUCUUUCUCUACCAUCAGGUCGCCCCCCUCUGCUUUGCUAUCCCCUGCAAACCCGGAUUCGAUUGGUCUGAUGCUGAGUCUUAUCUCGUGUUAACGGAAAUCAUUGGUAUCUUGAAGAUGUUGAUGACGACGAGGGGCGAAGAAUUUGUGGAGUUCCUGGUCGGUAACUUAUUUCCAUCGAUGUCUUGUCCUCCCGAGAAAGGACAAAAAUUGAUCAAAGAGAUCCAAGAAACUACUGACUUGAAACCUUCAAGGAAACCAUUGGUUGAAUUCUUUGGUCGGAAUGCAAAAUGAUUAUGAACUACUCCCAUCGAUCCUUUUAUCAGUUUAAUACAUAAAUACAAACUUAAAUACGUAAAUAUAUGGCAACUUGAGUUGGUUGAAGUUGAUUCCAAUCUAAUCAUUUGUUGUGCUCCUGAUGUGUGUCUGCUUCUUCUCUCUUGAUCAGCAAACAAACACUCAAAAAACAAAGUGUGCUGGUCAGUCUGUCUGAG